Molecule: messenger RNA, 1146 nt
Organism: Apiotrichum porosum
Lineage: Eukaryota; Fungi; Basidiomycota; Tremellomycetes; Trichosporonales; Trichosporonaceae
Exons: 6
Coding region: 1-1146 (381 amino acids)
Biological process (GO): mitotic telomere tethering at nuclear periphery; meiotic attachment of telomere to nuclear envelope
Cellular component (GO): nuclear membrane complex Bqt3-Bqt4
Molecular function (GO): DNA binding
Source: RefSeq, a predicted model, not a curated record
AUGCCUCGCCCCUCGAACACCGUCCCCGCCGCCAGCGGCGUCGACGCGCCCCUGCCCCCGCCACCCCCUUACUCUGGCAUCGACAUUAACCAGCCCACCCCUCCCACCGUUAACCGUCCCCGUCUGCCAGAGGACAAGCGCAACCCCUACCUCCCUGACCUUACCGAGGACGCGACUAUUGUCAAGUUCCAGACUAUUGUUCGCGAGCAAAAGGAGAUUGUCAUCGGCCGCAUCAAGGUCCAGACUCCCGGCCGCAGCACACACGCGUUCAUCCUCCGCCGCUAUGACACCAACGCUGUUUCGCUCACGACCAUGUACAAGGUCGCGUUCCCGGGGUCUUCGGACGAAGACGAGAAGCGCGAGAUGGACUGGGUUCGUUCGUCCUAUGACACUCGCGACACUAACGGCGGCUCCGAGUCGGAUGCUGUCCGUCUUGCCGGCCAGUGGGUUCCCCGCAACCUCGCUAUCCACCUGGCGCCCGCCUACGGCAUUGCCGACCUGGUCCUCGCCCUUUCGCGCGCCGAGCCCGACCCCAGCGUCUCGUACCGCAAGUCGCAGCGCUCCCAGCAGGCUGCCGACGAGCUGGCUCGUAGCCGCGGCACCCCUGUCGCCAGCACGGAGGCCACUCGUACUCGUGCUGCCCCUUCGAUGACUGCUCCCGACGCCGCUGCCCCUCCUUCCAAGCGUGCCCGCCGUACCGCCGCCACCGAGGCCGCCAUUCCCCCCGCCGCCCCUGCCCCCGCCGAGGAGCCUACGCACCUCACCCUCGAGGCCACCACCACAGUUACUGCUCCCGUCGGUGCCAACAUUGACAUGAACGCGGAGAUUGAGUCCGCAAAGCAGCUCGUGCGUGACCUGAAGCGUGAGCUCCAGAUGCGCACGACUGCUGGCGACGAGGUCGAGGAGACUGGCGGUGCGCAGGCCGAGGGCAGCCGUGGUGCCAAGCGCGGACAGGAGGAGGAGGGUGCCACCCUCCCUAGCGGCUCGACGCGCAAGGAGCGCGUCAUCAAGACCAACAAGCGCGUUGAGGGCACAACGGUCGUCAAGGUGGUCCGCAACACGGCCUAUGGUGCCAUGAUCUUUGGUCUUGGUGUCGGUGCUGCCUUCCUCCCGCGUGUGUUUGAGAUGGCUGCCAACUACCUUUAA